AUAUAUACGUUUGUAUUUCCAUUUCACUUAUAGUAAUGUAUUGCGGGAUAUCAUACUAUUUUAAUGUGAUAAAUUCAUAUUAGUAUAAUUAUUCUUCUAAUCAUAUCGUAAAAAAUAUGAUAUUAAAUAAUGUAUGAAUUAAUAGGGAAUAUAUUUUUGAAAGCAAAACGCUUAGAAACACAUCUUUGACGAAUGUCAAAAUACGGUGCUACGAUCGAAUACGUCGAUAUAACCUAAUUUCAUAAUACUUUAUCCGUGUUAAAAAGGUGCUGACUAAAUUAAAAGAUAAAGGAAGAUUAAUCAUAUGACAAAUGAUAAGAAAAUAGAAUUCUACAUUUGAAAUUGUAAAUUAAUUUUCGUCAAAAUGAGUGUUGUAACAGCUUUAAAAUCUUAUAUUACAAGAAUGACAGAUGAAACAGGGCCAAAUAUGAAGGUUCUUUUAAUGGAUAAACAAACGACAAGUAUAAUUAGUUUAUUAUACAGUCAGUCUGAGAUGUUAAUGAAGGAAGUUUACUUAUUUGAAAGAAUAGAUUCUGGUAUCCGUACUGAUAGUUUAAAGCAUUUAAAAUGUAUUGUUUUCAUAAGACCAACCAAGGAAAAUAUUCAGUUACUUUGUAAUGAACUAAAGUGUCCUAAAUAUGGUUUUUAUUUUAUUUAUUUUAGUAAUAUUAUUGCAAAGGCUGAUAUCAAACUUUUGGCUGAAAGUGACGAAUACGAAGUAGUCAGAGAAGUUCACGAGUAUUAUGCCGAUUAUUUAGCAAUUAGUCCGCAUUUAUUUUCACUUGGGAUUCCUGCAUGUUCUGAAGGUUUGGUAUGGAAUCUGGAACAUUUGCAAAGAACAGUGCAAGGCAUAACUUCAGUUUUAUUAUCACUUAAGAAAUGUCCAUUUAUUCGUUACCAAAAUAGUUCUGAAAUGGCAAAAAAGUUAGCGGAGAAAAUUCGUGAGGUAUUAAGUAAGGAAUCAAGUUCUUUUGAAUUCAGACAGGAAUCUAAUCCUGUAUUACUCAUUGUCGAUAGAAGAGAUGAUCCAGUUACACCAUUAUUAAAUCAGUGGACAUAUCAAGCAAUGGUCCAUGAACUACUAACAAUUAAUAAUAAUCGUGUUAAUUUAUCUCAUGUAAAAGAUAUUUCUAAAGAAUUAAAAGAAGUUGUUCUUAGUGCAGAACAUGAUGAAUUUUAUGCCAAUAACUUGUACCUAAAUUUUGGAGAAAUUGGACAGACAAUAAAAGAUCUGAUGGAUGUAUUUCAAAGAAAGGCAAAAAAUCAACAGAAAGUAGAAAGUAUAGAGGAUAUGAAAACUUUUGUAGAAACGUAUCCACUUUUCAAAAAAAUGUCUGGAACUGUAGCCAAACAUGUAACCGUUGUGGGAGAACUUUCUUCCCUUGUUGGAAAAUAUAAUUUGUUGGAAGUAUCAGCAUUAGAACAAGAACUCAGUUGCGUAAAUGAUCACUCAGGACAACUCCAGAGAGUAAAAAAGCUUAUUAAUGAUGAGAAAGUAAGAGAAGUCGAUGCUGCACGAUUAGUCAUGCUUUAUGCACUUCAUUAUGAGAAUCAUGCAAAUAAUCAGAUUUCUAGUUUGUUAGACUUAUUAAAGAAAAGGAAUAUUUCAGAGAGAUAUAUUAAGCUUGUUCAUAAUGUAUUAGAAUAUAGUGGCAUCAAUAAUAGGCAAAAUAAUUUAUUUGACAAAGAAUCAGUUGUAAAAAUCACCAAAAAACUAUUUAAAGAGUUGAAUGGAGUAGAUAAUGUAUACACACGACAUACACCACUAAUAAAUGAAACUAUUGAAGACUUAAUAAAAGGAAAAUUAAAUACACAAACAUAUCCAUUUUUGGGAAACAUAGUUAUGUCUAAACGGCCACAAGAUAUUAUUGUGUUUAUGAUCGGUGGAACAACAUAUGAAGAAAGUUUAACUAUAUAUAACUUAAACAAACAAAAUCCGGGUGUACAAAUUAUUUUAGGUGGUACUACAAUUCAUAAUUUUGAAAGUUUCAUAGAAGAAAUACAGUGUGCUACUUCUGGAAUUUUUCCAAAAUAUAGGUCAAGAAAAAAUUAAUGGCAAAAUUUAUAAUUCCAUUUAUCAUGCAUUUAAAAUGCAAAAUAAUAACUUAUAUUUCCAAAAAGAUAAACUGCUUAUUACUGUGAAAUAUAAAACCAUAUAUUUAUGACACUGUUAUCCAAAAUUUUUAUUGUUACUAUUUGAAUACCUUAAAUAAAUCUUAUUCAUCAA
Molecule: messenger RNA, 2227 nt
Organism: Vespula pensylvanica (western yellowjacket)
Lineage: Eukaryota; Metazoa; Arthropoda; Insecta; Hymenoptera; Vespidae
Gene: Vps45
Product: vacuolar protein sorting-associated protein 45
Exons: 8
Coding region: 365-2053 (562 amino acids)
Biological process (GO): intracellular protein transport; vesicle-mediated transport
Cellular component (GO): Golgi membrane
Source: RefSeq, a predicted model, not a curated record